AUGCCUAAAGCUAAUCCACCCCCUGGGGGCCGACUCCGCUGCAGACGCGCCUGCGAUAGUUGCAAGCGGAGGAAACAAAAAUGCAACGGAGAACAGCCAUGCACGAUCUGCAUCCAACGGCGCAAAGAAUCCGAGUGUCACUUCUCCGACAAACCGGCGAGACUGCUCAAACCGAAUAGCAGCAGCUCCAAGGACACCAUGCUUCUCAGCGAACGGUUAGUCCCGACCCCACAGCGUCAGACCGCCAUGGACCGACUCUUGAACUCGCUCGAAGACCGGAGUGCCAAUAUGGAACAACAGGCUACGGAUGACAAGGAUGGAACAGCGCCUGUGCCCAAGGUGGCUAGGUUACUGCGUGAUGGACAAGGCAAAUUCAUGUACGUUGGCGACUCCGCCAGCUUGUCUUUCCUACAGAGUGUGCGGAGGAUCGUAUCGACUUCGAUCGGCAGAUGCGAGUUCACGGAGGACAACUCGCGACAUUCGAUGCUGGAGGCGUUCCAGAGUGGCUCUACAACACAAACAGGACCGUUGAUAUCGCCACCAAGCAAUGAAGAAGCUCAGAGGCUUGCGCGCCAGUUUGUGCUUGCUACAAGCCCGCUGUUGGAUCUGUUCGACCUCAACGAGUUUCACCCCCGGCUUGCAAAUUGGGUCGAGAAUCCGACUGGUGAUGAGGAUACUGUCAGCUCGAUAUUUUAUCUCGUGCUUGCGAUUGGCGCGCAGGUGUCUGAUAUCAAUCAAUCUCUGGCUGAGCAGUACUUCGUCAGCGGCCGUCAGUUAGCGUUUUCUGCUUUCACGGAGACCCCGAGUAUAUAUACAAUCCAGUCCUAUGUUUUGAUCUCGAUGUACAUGCUGGGAGCCUGUCGACGCAACGGAGCUUUCAUGAAUUUGGGAAUCGCGCUUCGUGCCGCGUAUGCGGUUGGAAUUCACCGGAAAGACGCGAAUGCGCUUUUCUGCACCCGGGAACGGCGGGCUCGAGAACGGGUGUGGAAGAGUCUUCGUAUGAUGGAUCUGUACCUUUGUGCCUCCUUAGGACGUCCUCCUGCGACACUAGACUUUGACUAUGAUCUGCGUGAAGAAGGGAUUUCGCCAGGGGAGCAACAGCGCCUUCACCCGGACGAGCAGUUGUCCAUGACGGUGAUCUCACUGUGCCGGAUCUUCGAACGUAUCCUGACCGAAGUCUAUAUGCGACAAGUCGUCUCGAUUAACGUCGCAGAAACCAUAUCGAAUCAACAUCGAGCUUGGGUGCGCAAUCUUCCGGUGUUUCUGCAGAUGCAGACUGAGCGGCUGGAUUCCAAGACGCUGGAAGGCACCUUGUCCGCUGCGCACAUCUUUGGUUCCUACUACUGGUCGAUUAUUCUCCUUACUCGGCCGUUCCUCAUCUUCCGAGUGUCCCAAUAUGUGCGGAAUAGGACUGAGACAACAGGAUCCUCCGACAGCAGGGCCAGCAACUCCCGCAUUGCCUUGUUUGCCGACGCAUGUGUUUACUCUGCCUUGCGCGGACUCAACAUCGUAGAUGAUCUUUCUCGCUACAAUACCCUGCCGCGCAGACUCCCAUUCCUUAUCAAUUCCGUCUUCAACUCGGCCGUGGUGUUGGGAGCCGCUUUCUUUGCCGACUACGACAAUUUGCUCCCGCUUGAGGAAGGCAUGGACAAGGCGGAGAAAUUUCUGGGCCUCUUCGUACCCCACGACCCACACGCAUGUCGCUUCUUCCAGAUCAUCAAGUAUCUCCGAGGCGCAGUGGCGGAGUAUGUUCGUCGACGGAACCGCCAUUGGAUGGAGCGCCGCAGCCGACAAGUUGACCAGCUCUUCGGCCAAGUCGGGCCCGCCAAAGAAACCCCCAUUGCCGAAACAAAUACCCCGAGCAGUCAUCGCGGAGAACCCCCCGCUGUACCAUCUCCUUUAUCCCCCGACAAACUCACCGGAGCUUCUGCUUCUCAGCCGCCCGACUUAACUACAAGCACCACUACCGCCACUGGCCCAACCGACAGUGACAUCUGGGAUACGCUCUAUGGCGCACAAGGCGCCGACACGCUACCAUACGACACCGCAAUUUCCACGCUCACCACAACCGGAAUUCCCAUCGGCUGUUCCCCAGGCGGUACCAUCCCUGCCGGUGGAAUGCCUCCGGAUGCUCCAGGGGCGCAAACGCCACUCUCGGAUGUGAUUCUCCCGGACAAUGGCCUGCUCUAUAUGGCCGAAGACCUUCCCGUAUUUGGGAUUUGGGGAGAUGCUUGA
Aspergillus luchuensis is the source of this 2235-nucleotide messenger RNA. Its product is annotated as putative C6 transcription factor. The transcript has a single exon. Gene Ontology annotation, molecular function: DNA-binding transcription factor activity, RNA polymerase II-specific; RNA polymerase II cis-regulatory region sequence-specific DNA binding; zinc ion binding. Bases 1 to 2235 code for a protein of 744 amino acids. Gene Ontology annotation, biological process: DNA-templated transcription; positive regulation of transcription from RNA polymerase II promoter by galactose. Gene Ontology annotation, cellular component: nucleus. The record is from RefSeq and is a predicted model, not a curated record. Lineage: Eukaryota; Fungi; Ascomycota; Eurotiomycetes; Eurotiales; Aspergillaceae.